AAAUCAAUUAUUUUUGCUGUUUGAACUGAAAAUUACACAAAAAUAUUUACUUAUUGAUUAAGGAAAUAAAACAAAGAAUUAACAACACAAAAAAGUGUUUAAAGUACAAAAAUCACAGUGAAUUGAAUAAAACAAAAAUCAUACAAUCAGAUACAUACUAAAAUACUUAUAAAUAAUAAUAAAUAACAAAAAAAAAUCAAAAACAAAUAAAGAAAUGGGCAAAUUACUGAGUUUAUUGGCACGUGAUGACUCAAACUGUUGCACAGCCAAAUCCUACGAUGUCUUUUUGGAUUUUGAAAAUGCAGCACCCACGGAAACAGAACGUGAAAUAUACGAAGAGGUAGAACGUGUACUCAAAGAAUCUGAGGCUGUUUUAGAGGAGAUACAAGUUUAUAAGGGUGCCGGCAAAGAAAUACGCGAAGCAAUUGCAGAUCCCUCGCUUCAGGAGAAAGCCUGGUCAGCCGUCCUGCCUUUAGUUAUAAAAUUAAAACGUUGUUAUGAACAUUCACUGGAAUUAGAGAAAAUUGUACCAAAACUGCUGGGUCAGUUGGUGGGCGGUAAAUUAAAUCCUACACAACACUUAGAAACACAACAGGCCCUGGUCAAACAGUUGGCCGAAAUUUUAGAAUUUGUUUUAAAAUUCGAUGAACACAAGAUGAAAACACCUGCGAUACAAAAUGAUUUCAGUUAUUACAGACGUAUCGUCAGUCGACAACGUAUUGAUGCCACAAAUAAUAUGUUGGUACCAACCGAAUUGGCGAAUCGUAUGUCAUUGUUUUAUGCCCAUGCCACACCAAUGUUAAAAGUUUUAAGUGAAGCUACCUCGAAAUUUGUGAAUGAUAAUGCUGAUGAUGUGGAAAAUACAACAGAAACACUGGGAACAAUGGCUAAAGUGUGUCUGAGAAUGUUGGAAAAUCCUAAACUCCUACAACAAAUCGAACGUGAAGAAACCCACCUGCUUGUUUUAAGAGUUAUGGUCGGUCUAGUUAUUCUAUACGAUCAUGUCCAUCCAGUGGGGGCGUUUGCACGCGGUGCUCAUGUCGAUGUCAAAGGUUGUGUACGACUAUUGCAAGCUCAGCCAGCCAUAAAAGCAGAACCCCUGCUCAAUGCUCUGCGGUAUACAACCAAACACUUAAAUGAAGAAAAUACGCCCAAAAAUAUACGAAAUUUAUUGGCAGCAUAAUACACAAAGAGGAGCCGUAUUUUAAAGCAAAUAGAUGAAGUGUGCUGUUGUUAGCAUUUUUCGAAAAACUGAAAAACACCGUUUAUUUUAUGUAUUUUUAUUUUUAUUAUUAUUUUUUUUUAUAUUUUAAAUAUGUAUGUACUAUGUGUUUGUUUUAUUUUAAUGUGUUUUUUUUUUAUUUAAGUUUAAUAUUUUUUUUAUUAUUUUUAAACUAAAAGUUGCGGUUGUACCAAAAACCAAUAAUAGCAACUCAACCUACCAACUUAUUUAUAUUUAUAUAAAUCACCAGCAAUAUACAACAUAUGUAUUUUAUUUUCGA
Molecule: messenger RNA, 1502 nt
Organism: Calliphora vicina (urban bluebottle blowfly)
Lineage: Eukaryota; Metazoa; Arthropoda; Insecta; Diptera; Calliphoridae
Product: CYFIP-related Rac1 interactor B
Exons: 4
Coding region: 215-1183 (322 amino acids)
Biological process (GO): regulation of actin filament polymerization
Molecular function (GO): small GTPase binding
Source: RefSeq, a predicted model, not a curated record